AUGCGGAUUGAGGCGCUCGAGGACGAGCCUGACUUUCCUCGGCCGGACGUGCACGGACUCUCGUCGCUCUCUGAAGUCAUUCUCCGCAAUCUGUUUGAUGAGUACGAUGCAUCAAACACGGGCAAUCUGGAGAUGGACGAGUUCCACAACCUUUGCUAUGACAAGGGACUCUAUCUCUCAGAGCAAGAGCUUGUCAACGCUAUGGCCUUUAUGGAUGCCGACGGGUCGGGUGCGAUCGAGUUUGAAGAGUUUCGCACGUGGUGGAUGCAGGACGGCGGCAAGUUUGAGCGUCUCCAUGCCGAUAACUCGCACGCCCUCGCUGCUGCCAUCCGACUCUUCCGCGAGUUUGAUCCGAACAACACCGGCGCCAUUCCUGUCGACGAGUACCGCCAGAUGCUCAAGCACAUGCCCGACACCGUCCUUGACGUCUCCGAAGGCAUCGAUGAGGCCGACAUCCUCGCCUUGGCCAACACCGUCGAUGCCAACAACGACGGCUACAUCUCAUUCAACGAGUUUCUCGACUGGAUCAACCCGCGCCCGGUCCUCUAA
Molecule: messenger RNA, 549 nt
Organism: Thecamonas trahens ATCC 50062
Lineage: Eukaryota; Apusomonadida; Apusomonadidae
Product: caltractin
Exons: 1
Coding region: 1-549 (182 amino acids)
Molecular function (GO): calcium ion binding
Source: RefSeq, a predicted model, not a curated record